This is a messenger RNA of Hemicordylus capensis (graceful crag lizard), 3306 nucleotides long. RefSeq names its product PC-esterase domain-containing protein 1B-like. Lineage: Eukaryota; Metazoa; Chordata; Lepidosauria; Squamata; Cordylidae. The record is from RefSeq and is a predicted model, not a curated record. The transcript is spliced from 10 exons. Bases 331 to 1809 code for a protein of 492 amino acids.
GGCUGCCUGUAGCAGCUUUCCCCAUUUCCCGCUGCAGCCCGGGAGAUCGGAGGCGGCAGCGGCUGCGCUGAGCCUGCUCGGUGGCAUUCUGCAGGAUCGGGCAGGCUCCCGUUCCCCCUGGAGCGUCAGAAUGUAAGACCCAGGUGCUGCAGCCCCCAGAAAUGAGGAGGAGUUUUGCGAGAGGAAGUCCAGCAUCCUAGGAUAACUUUUGGGGCUGAGAGAAGGGGAACCUGAGAAGAUCUCACAGGAUGGGACAGAACUGGCCGGGAGAGGCGGUCCUGAAGCAAAAGAAACGUCAUCUGGCUGGGGUGCAGUGCCCCAAACGUAGCCAUGGAAGGUCUCCCCUUGGGAAGAAUCCAUGAUUUCGUUAUGAAAGAAGUCCAGCAGCUGCUUCACAACAAGUUUGUAGCAGUCCUCGGUGAUUCCAGACUACCCCAUUGCCAGCUUUGCCGGAGCUGGGUCUGGCAGACUGCGGUUCACUCAGUACUCUCCGCUGGAUCACGCUGGUUCUUAAAUGCACCAAGCAUUCGAGGACACCGUGAAAGAUUUCACCGAUCGGUUUAUAAAGACAUGAUCUACUUUCUGCAACACAAUGAGCUUCUUACUGUUAAGCAGCUGCAGUUUAAGGGGGAGUCCUUUGAAAAUGACUGCCGAGUGGAAUGGAAAGGACUACACAACGGAAUCCAUUAUCGCGAGGUCCGCCAGUACUGCACCCCUCACCACCUUGUGCGUCUCUACUUCAUCACCCGCCUUUAUUCGGCCUACUUGGAGAGUGUCCUGAGUGACUUCCGGACCGGGCCACCACCAGAUGUCUUGAUCGUCAAUUCCUGCCUCUGGGACCUCAACAGAUACGGGAAAACUCUCGCGACUGCCUUCCGAAAAUACCAGCAGAACCUGGAGACGUUCUUUGAGAGACUGACCGACGUCCUCCCUCCGUCCUGCCUCGUCAUUUGGAACACAGCGAUGCCAUUAGGACCAGAUGUCACAAAGGCCUACCUCGAGAAAGGGAUGAAGAAUCGGUCAACUCCUACAGAUGUGAUCAAGGCCAACUUCAUUAGCGCCACCGUGGCUUGCACCUACAAGUUCGAUGUCCUGGACCUGCACUACAACUUCCGCUUUCUCGAGAGUAGCCGUUGCCAGGAUGGGGUCCAUUGGGAUGCCUGGGUGCACCGGCUCAUUACCAAACUCCUGCUGACCCACAUGGCUGAUGCCUGGGGAGUGAAACUUGAAAUGAGGAAACCUCAAGGAAUAAAGUGUAAUGGAAGUGCUACACGUUCGUAUGCUUCUCCACAGCGGCCGUUUUAUGAACCACUGUCAUGGCAACCCUUUCCUGAACCUUGUUCACAAUUUCCUCCUCCACGGCCACCGCCUCCUCGGCUUUGGGAGACUCCGCCACCAUAUUCUAUGCCCUUGCCCUAUCGCCCACCUGAAAAUGGCAUCUUCCCUUUCCAGUUGAGAUUCAACAGUGAUCCCGAUUUCCACCAUGACACUGUCCCCAGUCAAGGAUUUUUCAACUUUGAAAAUGACCGGGGUUGUCCACCCCAUUUGGAAGGAAGGCCCCCCAGUGACUUCCACAAUCCUGGUCCCGUUGAGCCUGAAGAGUGGCGGCACCUUUCACCUUAUGCUGAGUCUGAGCUGCUUCAAGAGCCCCCCUAUGGGCACCGCAAUGACUUCGUCAUGCGCCGCCCUCCCUCGCACCGGGGCCGUGGGGCCUUCCCCUACCGCAGGGCUCGGUUUCGCCGCCCGCCACCUCAGGAGCCUCCCUUCUAUAGCUGGAAUGGCUCUUGGAGACCUCCCUGCUCCACGUAGCUGCAGCUCUCUUAGGCGGUGCGUGCAGAUGGGAGGGGCCCGUCCAUCGGAGGCUGCCGAGGGCUUCUGCCUGCACCUCCCGCACCGGCCUACGGCUCAGCCAGGGAACCCCUUUGGUUGCGUGCUCUAGAUGGGACUGCACCACUCCUCGGACGCAGGGCUCGAGCCGAAGAGCUGCUGCCCUCCCGAUACUCCUCUUUCCCCCCUUCCUCGUAGAAGCCGGACGUCUUCACAACCAGCUGUCUCGGCCAUGGUCUGAAGUAUAGCUUCUCAUAGGCUCUUGCAAUACUGGCCUCAACCUCCUUUAUUGGUUUUUAGCACAAUCAUGCUGUCCUUUUCCAACGUUCAUGUAGCAAAGUCCUGGUACAGCAGGGUUGCCAUAUUCUGGCUUUCCAAAUCCGGGUGCCUAAUUUGCAUAUUAUGCAAAUUGGCUUGAACAUGAUUUCUGAGCAGAAUAGUGACUGCACAUUUUGCUUCAGAACUCCGCUUCUACAAGGGCUAGAGCUUAGCUAAGAAAGAAAGAAAGAAAGAAAAAGAAAAAGAAAGAAAGAAAGAAAGAAAGAAAACCUGGGCGAAUCUGGGUGGGCUAAGCAACCUGGGUGAGAUGCUUAAAAUCUGGAUGAAACCCGGAAUUUCGGGGGGGGCGGCAUGGCAACUCUAUUGUAGAGUCACUUUAAAAGUCAGAGUUUCCCCAAAACAGUAUUAACUUUUCGGAGGAUGGCAGGGACUUGAGGCCAAAGAGAGAUGGGGCCAUGUCCCCACGGCCUCUGCUGCCCAGCUCCUUCCAAGAGCAUAGCUCUUUGGCGGCAUCUCCAUUUAGCAUGACCAGACCCAGAUCAGGGGCUGAAGUGUGACGAUAGCAAGCGGGGGGGAACUGAUCUGCAUGUUGUGCUUUGGAACUGUUGAGAAAGCAGGCUGCAGUGCCUUGCUUCUGGCUCGCGGCCCACUAGCCCACCUGCUAGGGGCUGGCCAGUGAAACCACUUGCACGGACUGGCUGAUCCAGCCCCAAGGAAGGGCCGUCCCUUUAAGUGCCUUAAUCUCUCCUCUGCUGUUGCCUGUUGCCUUCCCUGCAAGGGGAUAUGUGUGUAUGUGAAUGUUGAUGUUUUGCACUAGAGUUCCCUGACCCAGAUCAGGCAGGGGGAAAGACAUAAUCCAGCAGGAAGGUCUCUUGCACAAACCCCAUUGAAGCGAGUGUGAGAGACAUUUUGCACACUUCAGUGGGACGCAUGCAGGAGACGUUCCUUCUGGAUGGUGCCCACUCCUUGAAACAGCUAAGAGGCCAAAAGCUGUCCAAACUGAAUGUAUUUUUUAAAGACAUAUUUUAAAACCCUCCAAGUGAAAAGCAAACCACCUCUCGUAAGCUAAAUGUUGGCUUACUGGCACAGAAGAGGUUGUGUGGGAUGGAGGGACUUUACUUUUUAAAAUAAUUAUUGGAGACCUCUUUUUUCAGAAGCAACAUUUAUUUGAAUGUAAGAAUAAAGGUCUUUUAAAAAAUA